AUGAGCUCAACGCUUAAAGAAACGAGUAAACCAAGUGUUGAGAGCUGUCUAAACAAGCUAUACGCCGAUCUUUUCCAUCUCGUCAGCUCGUAAGUUUCAUUUUCUUUCAAAUUUACUAUUUCUUCUUUCACAAUAAAGUUCGCAUCGUUUUUCAGCGUGGAAAAAAGUAGUGGUUCUGAGCUGACUUUACGUCUCCGGAACGUCGAGGCAGAUAUCACGACCUUCAAAGAUCUCAUCAAAAACAUUCCGGAUAUCGGAAUUGAAGAAGACAAGCAGAGAAAGAAGAUUGCCGCUCUCUACAAGCAGAUUGAACAGAAGGAUGAGCUCAUCCAGUCCCUCGCAGCAUUCAGCCUCGACGGUAAUCUUUGAAAUGUCUGCCGAUAAGUCAAUAUUUUUUUCCAGAUUAUCUCAACCAACCAGCCGCAAAGUCCAGCAGAGAAUCCCGCAACGGAAGUGAAGACAAAUGA
This is a messenger RNA of Caenorhabditis sp. 36 PRJEB53466, 467 nucleotides long. The record is from the annotation of a GenBank genome assembly. Lineage: Eukaryota; Metazoa; Nematoda; Chromadorea; Rhabditida; Rhabditidae.